This is a messenger RNA of Dentiscutata erythropus, 870 nucleotides long. The record is from the annotation of a GenBank genome assembly. Lineage: Eukaryota; Fungi; Glomeromycota; Glomeromycetes; Diversisporales; Gigasporaceae.
AUGAGCUACGUAACUAAAGUAAUUUUAGUAACUGGUGGGAAUAAAGGAAUCGGCUAUGCAAUCGUACGAAACCUUGCCCUAAGCUAUGUUAAAUCAUCUUCACAGCCUCUUACAAUUUUAUUGACAGCACGAAAUCCAACGCUAGGACAAAGUUCAAUUGAUAAAUUACGUGAAGAAUUGAAACCUAAUAAUGUUUUAAUAGAUGAUGGUGGAAAUGUAGAUUUGAAAUUUUUGAGAUUGGAUAUAACUGAUGAACAAAGCAUUAAAGAUGUUAAGGAUGUUAUUGAGAAAGAUUACGAAGGACUUGACGUCUUAAUUAAUAAUGCGGCAAUAGCAUUCAAAGGGGAUGCAUUCGAUAUUAACGUUGUUCGUACAACAUUUGCCACAAAUUUUUAUGGUACACUCAACGUAAUCAAUCAUUUAUACCCUCUUAUUCGUAAGAAUGGCCGUAUUGUUAAUGUAUCUAGUUUAGCUGGAGAGUUACAUAUUGUGAGUAAAGCUUUGGGACAAGAAUUUUCUAAUGAAAAUUUAGAUAUGGACGGGCUAAUUGAACUGAUGAAGAGAUUUGAGAAUGCCGUUGAGAAAGGUACAUACAAGCAAGAAGGAUGGCCCCGUCAAGCUUAUGGUACGUCCAAACUUGGAGUAACAACAAUGACAAGAAUUUUGGCUCACCGCGCUGACAAGGAGGGUAAUGGAAUUAAAGUAUUCGCAUGUCAUCCUGGUUGGGUUAAAACGGAUCUGGCUGGUGAAAGAGCGCCGCUCACUCCUGGCAUGUAUUCUCACUAUUGCGCAAAAAUACCGGUAUUACUUGCUCUAGACGAAGAUAUUGUGGUUCAAAAUCCAAAUGGAUCAUAUUUUAAGGAUAAAUAA